AUGACGGUCUCGCACGAGCGCGUGAUCGAGGAGUGGCGCAAGCGGGAAGAGAGCGGGCGGCGCGGCAUCAGCCUUGUCGUCGUGGGCCACGUCGAUGCCGGCAAGUCCACGCUCAUGGGCCGCUUGCUGCAUGAGCUGGGCACGCUCUCCGACAAGGAGCACACGAGCAACGAGCGCGCGAGCGCGAAGAUCGGCAAGGGCAGCUUCGCCUAUGCGUGGGCGCUCGACUCGAGCGAAGAGGAGCGGGAACGCGGCGUGACGAUCGACGUUGCGCAAGACACAUUCUUGACGCCGAACCGGCGCUUCACGCUCCUCGACGCGCCCGGUCACCGCGACUUCAUUCCCAACAUGAUCUCGGGCGCCGCACAGGCCGACGCAGCCGUGCUCGUCGUCGAUGCGUCAAAGGGAGGCUUCGAGUCGGGCUUCGGCGAGCGCGGCCAGACGCGCGAGCAUGCCAUUCUGGUGCGCAGCCUGGGCGUGCAGCAGCUUGUUGUCGCGGUGAACAAGAUGGAUGCGGUCGACUAUGAUGAAGAGCGCUUCAAGUUCAUCGUCGAUGCCGUCAAGCCCUUCCUGGCGCAGAGCGGCUUCGACGCAACCAAGGUCACCUACGUGCCUGUCGGCGCUGCGGUCGGCGAGAACCUGGUCGAGCGGACAGCAGACGGCCCACUGGCCUCGUGGUACACUGGUCCGUCCCUGGUUGCCGUGCUCGAUGAGCUGGCACCGCCGAGCCGCCAGAUCGACGCACCACUGCGUAUGCCAGUGACGAAUGUCUUCCGCGGCCAGACGGCCAUCUCAGCGGGCGUCGGCGCCUCGGGCCGCGUCGUCGGCGGCCUACUGUCUGUCGGUGAUCGCGUGCGCAUCGUGCCUGGCGAUGAGUCUGCUGUGAUUCGCGCACUGGAGCAGGACGGCGAGACGGUGCCGUGGGCCGUCGCAGGCUCGGCCAUCACGGCCUACCUGUCGGGCAUCGAGAUGAACAUCGUCAACAUCGGCUCGGUGCUGUGCCCGCCAAGCGCGCCCGUGCAGCUCGCGACAAGCCUGCUCGUACGCGUGCUCGUCUUCGAGCCUUCGCUGCCGCUCAUGGUCGGCACGCCGAUCGAGCUCUUCCACCACUCGUCGAAUCUCUCAGCCGUGCUCACAGAGCUCGUCUCGACGAUCGACCCCAAGACUGGCGAGGUGCUGAAGCGCAAGCCGCGCGUGCUUAGCCGUGGCGUCACGGCUACAGUGCGCAUCACGCUGCAGGCGCCUGGCCCGAUCGAGCCGGCAUCAGUGAACAAGGACAUGGGCCGCGUGAUCUUGAGAAUGCGAGGCGAGAGCGUGGCCGCGGGCGUCGUGCUCGAAUGCAACUGA
Molecule: messenger RNA, 1347 nt
Organism: Tilletiopsis washingtonensis
Lineage: Eukaryota; Fungi; Basidiomycota; Exobasidiomycetes; Entylomatales
Exons: 8
Coding region: 1-1347 (448 amino acids)
Biological process (GO): translation
Molecular function (GO): GTPase activity; GTP binding
Source: RefSeq, a predicted model, not a curated record